AUGUGUCGCUACGAGCUCCUUGGACGAGGACUACUGUAUUGGCAGCGUCAAAAGUCCAAAGCAAACAGGGAUUCACUGUCCAGAAUGCUUCACGAGAUCCUACUCUCACUCUCAGGUCAACCGUCCCCGCUCUUCAAUGUUCAUUCAGAGGAAGAUAUCAUCUCUGAAAAUGCUUUUCCUCUGGCCCCUCCGGAAAAAGCCCUCCUCGCAUCACUCUCCCGCUUGAGCAAACUCCAUGCUGGGUUACGAAAGCACACAGCGUUGAUAUCGUCGUCACAUCCAUCCGUCAUCUGCCGUGCUGUCGCUACGAAUAUAAGCGCACAACACCUCGGCAAUUUUCAGAAGAAGAUACUAGACGUCGAGAAAGCGGUGUUGGCAGAGGAUAGUGCGUACGUUGGUGGCUAUGGCAUUGUCCCAUUAUCGACAAUUGUUGGAGAGUUUUCGCCCUGGACACGACGACUCGAGUGGUUGUGGGAAGUUGUUCACUUCAUCAUUCCAGAACAAGGAACCGGGAGCGCACAAGGCUGUACAGGCGCCGCCUUGAUCAACUACCUACGGACAGAAUCCCAGACAGGCUAUGUUGAUCUUGAAGAAAUGGCGCUGCACAUGAUUGCAACAGCCGAGACUGCUUGGAUGAGGCAGUUAUCAACAUGGCUCUUGUACGGGACUCUCCCGGUCUUUGGGAAGGAAGACUUCUUCAUCCAGGAAGAUAAGUCGAGCGAUCCUGAUAGCUCCUCGGCAGUUACACAGUUUGUAAUGCAGACGAAUUUGCUUCCUCAGUUUGUCUCAUUACAAACAGCGUCUUCAAUCUUGUUCAUCGGGAAGACUUUAAAUCACAUCAAAGCUAAACGCACAAGCUCCAUAGCCGAAUUGUCUAAUGGUUUUUCGACAUCGCCAGUCACUCUCCAGGGAGAGCAUAUCAAGCAUCUUGCUUCUUUGGAAUCGCCAAUAUCCGCUUCUAGGUUGUCAAAUGCUAUAGACUCCAUUCGUUUGUCCUUAUCACAGAGCACAUUAUCGAAAUUAUUACCUCUGCCUAAGAUUCUUGAGAUCCUUGCCGUUCUACAUGAUUUCCUGCUAUUGAGACGUGGAGAAUUUGCUACUGCUCUUGUCAAGAACGCUGAUUCCCGACUACUCGAAAGACACCGGAGGCCAGAAUUAUUCUCUGCAAGGGCAAAUACACACACCGGGCUAGAAGGGCUUGUCGUGAAAGAGGGGGAUGUACUGAGUACUUUGACACAAUCCUGGACCGAGCUUUACUCUUUACAGAACGAAGAGGAUCCCGCGGAUGAAGCCCUCGAUCUUGCUAAGGACCUUAUUCGCCUUUCAAUCUCUGGCAAAGACAAUGGUCAAGUAGCUUCAUCGUUCUCAGAACUAAGCGGGGCUGACUUGACAGCGGAACUCUCGGACGUUUUGUUUGAUGACCUUCUUUUUCCGACGCCCACAUCCCUCUCAGUGGAAGUCCGCGCGCCGCUUGAUUUAUUCCUCUCUACCUCCGACAUCUCCGUAUAUUCAAAAAUCCAUUCUUAUCUCUUGGGCAUCCGGCGUGCGCAGAUACGGAUUGGCGAUCUCUGGAAGCAUUCGUUCCUCCGAAAAAGCCAUCCAUCUCCUUGGGGCCCACCAAGGAGCAACUCUGCCUUUGGUCAGAGUAAGCUUGCAUUGGGAAGACAAAGGGACAAUAUCCGAAUCCGACAAAUGAGGCCUAUCUGGGCUACGGGCAGUGCCUCCCUAUUUGUCCUAUCAGAAAUAGGCAGUUUCUUUCAGGGUGAGAUCGUCAAUGGCUGCUGGCAACACUUUCGUGAGUGGAUCGAUGGUGGUAUAUCCAUCGCAUCUGCGACGAACUCGCGACCUGGAACAUCGUCAUCGUUCAAAAACAAGCACAACGAGGACUUCUUAGAUGAAGCCUCGGCUGUUGAUCACCCUAGCUAUCCCACUCAACGACACGAUCCUGAAACUCUUACCGUUGCGCAUCGUCGCUAUCUCUCCUCACUCGUUCAGUCAUUGUUCCUCACCGAUGAAUCCUUCCCGUCGGCCCUUCGGUCGCUGCUUGCUGUUAUUGACCGUUUCAUCGCACUGAUCAUUCGUCUAGAGAAUGUCCAGCGCAACAUGGACUUGGAAACGGAUGAAGGUGUAGUGGACGCCUUGGCAGAUUAUCCAAGAGAGGAGCGUGAGUUAUGGGAAGCUUUGAACGACACGAGAAAUGAAGUUGAGGAAGGCAUUCAAAAUGUUGUUGCACGAUUACGAGAUAUCGACGAUAGUCGCUCUGGUGAGGGACGAAAGAUGUUUGGCCUGGCAAAGUAUCCUGGUGGUAAUUCAGCCAUCGAUCGGCUGAACGAUGCCUCUGCCGGGCCUCACUUUUGCCAAUAUAUACCGCGAAAGGCCGCUGGAGUGGAUUGGCUCCUGAUGAAGCUGGACUUUGGACAUGCCAACGGAAGCAUGGGGCCUAUAGCUCCUGCGGUAAGCGAAUUUGUUGUGAUGGACUAG
This is a messenger RNA of Aspergillus clavatus NRRL 1, 2481 nucleotides long. Its product is annotated as putative gamma-tubulin complex component GCP4. Gene Ontology annotation, molecular function: microtubule minus-end binding; gamma-tubulin binding. The record is from RefSeq and is a predicted model, not a curated record. Lineage: Eukaryota; Fungi; Ascomycota; Eurotiomycetes; Eurotiales; Aspergillaceae. Gene Ontology annotation, biological process: spindle assembly; meiotic cell cycle; microtubule nucleation. Bases 1 to 2481 code for a protein of 826 amino acids. Gene Ontology annotation, cellular component: gamma-tubulin complex; centrosome; spindle pole. The transcript has 2 exons.